CAGAUCCCGCACCUAGGCGGUGCGAUGCCUAGACUUUCAUGCACCAAUAUUACCAUGAACUCGAUAUGUAGUCCCACUCGAGAGAUUAUUGAAGGCCACACAUGGCUCCCGCUCAGCUAUAGUGGCAACUCAACGCGGAGAGUAGCACCCCAUCUGCUUGACCCCAGUUGUGAUCCACGAGACAGAGCUCCCUGGACUGUAAAUUACUUAAUACUACCGGCAUGUCAGGCUACAUAUACAUAUGUAAAGUCUCCUGGCUGCAGCAUGCAUGUACAGGUCAAUUUCUUUGACUGUGCGCGCCACAUCACACCACAGACGCUGAUCGUAUACGCCAAUUUACACGGUUAUGAUUAGAGCUUCACUGUUGACUCAAAUUCUACGACUGAACCAAAGCUGAAACGAGUGGUUUUCCUUGAUGACAACCAGGUACUUCCUAGCCUGCCACAAUGUUCUACUCUACCGUCUUGUCUGCCGCCGCCCUAGUGCUCGCACAGAUCUCGUCGGCUACUAAUGACACCAGCUGCUCUUGCUCCAAUACGCUCGUCCGGAAGGAGUGGAGAAAUCUGUCGGAUGAAGAGAAACUCGAGUAUAUCUCUGCGGUCCAAUGCCUGCUAUCAACGCCGGCCCAGCUGUCGGAUACCCUACCUGGCUCCGUCUCACGCUUUGAUGAUUUCCAGGGUGUGCAUAUCGCGUUGACAGAGAGAUACCACUUCACCGGGCCUUUUCAGCCUUGGCAUCGAGUGUACGUGAAGCUGUACGAAACUGAGCUUCGCGGCACCUGUGGAUACACUGGUGCCCAACCGUACUGGGAUUGGACUCUGGAUGCAGACUCAGAAGAAGGCUUCCUAGCUUCACCUGUAUUUGACAAUAUGACCGGAUUUGGAGGAAAUGGCCCUUACGUGAACACGACUGAUUACGAGACCACAAAUGUUCCUGUCAAGAUCCCUUACAAGACUGGUGGCGGAUGCGUUGAGGAUGGGCCGUUCCUCAAUAUGUCUGUCAACAUGGGCCCUGGUAGCAACAUCGAAUACAACCCUCAAUGCCUUACACGGGAUUUCAGUCCAUGGUUGAUCACGCAAACCCUAAACACCACUGUUGUCGACUGGGGCCUGUCCGCAAACUCCUUUGCUGUCUACGACUAUCGCACUCAAGGAACUGGUAUCGAAGUCUCCGGCAUGACUUACCACGCCGGUGGCCAUCUCGGUGUCGGUGGCGAUAUAGGCACCAUUGGAAAUAUGUACUCGUCGCCUGGCGAUCCGCUCUUCUAUCUUCACCAUGCGAACCUCGACCGGCUGUGGAACCAAUGGCAGCGAGCUGAUUGGCAAGCACGCAGUAUCGAUAUCGCUGGACCUGAUACCAUGUUUGCAUACCCGUUCGACUUCAUGGGCGCUGUCGCGUAUACCAACAUCACUCUUGACACAGUCCUUGAGUUUAAUGGUCUGACAGACGAUGUUGCGAUCAGCACAGUGAUGGAUAUCAAUUGUGCUGCGUUCUGUUAUACAUAUGCUUAG
Truncatella angustata is the source of this 1511-nucleotide messenger RNA. RefSeq lists its product as uncharacterized. Gene Ontology annotation, molecular function: oxidoreductase activity. The coding region runs from base 447 to 1511 and encodes 354 amino acids. The transcript is spliced from 9 exons. Lineage: Eukaryota; Fungi; Ascomycota; Sordariomycetes; Amphisphaeriales; Sporocadaceae. The record is from RefSeq and is a predicted model, not a curated record.